AUGAAGCUCCAGGUUGCGGAGACUGAAGCUGGUCCAAUACGUGCCAUUGCAGAUGAUCGUCUCCUCGUCAAUCCAGGCCUCUGGUUGGUGCAUCGAAUUGCAUUUAAUAUAACCGUCCGACAGUACAAACUGCUUUGGAUGUGUAUGGUGCGGUUGCGUAUGAUCAAUCUGGACCCAGACUUCUCCACGCCAACAGAGCACGUCCCUGUACAAGCAAUGCCCGGCGCAGAAUUCGUCGAUCGAUGUCUUCAAUGCCUUCCAUUCGAUAAGCGUUACUUGAUCGAGGCGCUGCUUUCUCACGGAACGAUAACAAUCCCAGAAGUCGACGAACUCUUACGCGCCCUUGCACAUUACCAACGAGACGACGACCAAAUAGUCAUCCUCGAGGGUUUGUUCAAGUGGACCAGACAAGCAUCGAUCGAGAAGGACUUGCAGGAUGUGGCCCGACGAGCAACCCGUUUGCACAUUUCGGAUACGGGUAGGCAUCUCACCGCCGUGAGACGCUGCCUCGUAACGCCGACGCGCUGCGUUCUCAACCCUCCGACAUGGGAGACAUCGAACGAGAUGCUCCGUGACCACGAACACUACGUCGACCGCUUCUUGCGUGUGCAGUUCGUCGACGAUGACGGUGACUUCCCGGUGGUGGGGGAGACACUUGUGAUCGACGACGAAAUGCAAGGGAGAGAAGGUGUCUUCGCCCGUGUACGGCGCGCGCUGUCGGACGGCCUCGUGAUUGCAGGUCGCCACUAUGUCUUCGCGACCUUUAGCGAGAGUCAGGCCAAAGAGCGGGGAUGCUGGAUGAUUGCAGAAGACGGGCCUUUCACUGUCUCUGCCGUCUUGGCGAAGAUGGGUGACCUGUCGCAAGAGCGCAUCAUCGCGAAACAUGCCGCAAGACAGAGAGGCUCUAUGCCGAAAAAGAUCACGAUCAACCGAGCCCUCGAUGAUAUAAAGAGGAAUUCCUAUGUAUUCACCGAUGGCGUGGGACACUUCUCGCAUUCCCUCGCCCAAGCCUGCGCGAAAACUCUUGGAUAUCGUCUUAUUCCCGUUUCCGCAGCGCAAAUCAGGAUCGGCGGGGCGAAGGGCGUUCUUGCGGUUGUUCAGGACGAGACUCUCGGGGAGAACGAAGUCAGACUGCGGCCAUCGAUGAUCAAACUUCAGGGUGUGAAGCCGGAGCCAACCCUCAACAUCAUCAAGGUUGCAACGUACUCCAAGGCAACCUUGAAUCGCCAAGCGAUACUACUGAUGGAAGACCGCGGAGUGAGCAGCGACACGCUAUUUGACAUCUUCACGCAAGAAAAGAGGAGAAUCCAGGGGCUCGAGUCAGGAUUUGAUCCGAUGCGACUGGCGUCCGUCACCACAUUCCCGCUUGCAAGGGCUCUCAGGCAUGAUAUUAAGGAUCCUGUUGUACAGAAUGUGACAAGUCUGGUAAAGUGCAGGUUGCUCUGUGACCUCAAGUGGAAGGCCUGGAUCGAGUUAUCUGAGAGCGCAUAUCUGAUGGGUAUUGCAGACGAGACCGACUCCCUCCAAGAAGGCGAGAUUUUCUGCCAAAUCCAUCCAUCAGGCUCGGAUCCUCAAGUCAUCGAGGCACGGUGCACGAUCUACCGGAAUCCUUGCUUGCAUCCUGGUGACGUUCGCCUCGUCACCGCCGUUGACUGUCCAAAGCUGCGCCACUUGCGCAAUGUGAUCGUAUUCAGUACCCGAGGUUGCAGAGACCUACCGAACAUGCUUGCAGGAGGCGAUCUCGACGGAGACUGUUACUCGCUGAUUUGGGACCCAAGGCUUUUGAUCCCAGAAGGUGGAGAGUACGAGCCGAUGGACUAUACACCUCCGCCUGCUGUGCGCAGCGAGUAUCCGGUCACAAUAGAGCAGACGAAGCAGCAUUUCCUGGACACGAUGAAGAACGACGUGCUGGGCCGAGUAUGCAACGCACACAUGGCCCUGGCGGACUUGCACGGCCCGUCUGACUUCCAGUGCCGGGAGCUUGCCUCGCUCGCCUCGCAGGCCGUUGACUUCUCGAAGACGGGUGUAGCCGUACAGCAGUCUGAGAUUCCGCGGCUGGAAGAGUACCCCGACUUCAUGGGCAAGGAAUACAAGUCUAUCCGGAUAUUCAAGAAGCAAGAAAUCCGGUCGUAUUCGAGCGAAAAGGUCCUCGGCAGGAUGUUCCGCGAAAUCGAUCCCGAGCCGAUUUUUGAGGAGGCCGUAGAGCUCGCCGGCGACCCGCGGUUGCUCGAAGCUGGUGAAGAGACUGGUUUCCGGGAGUAUCUGCAAGAGGCAGCCAUGCACAAGGCGCGAUACGAGUUCGAGUUGACGGGACUAUUGAGGAGGUACAACAUCAACGAGACGGAAUGCGUCGCAGGUCUUCUUCUUCGUUCUCCGAAGACGAGGCUGAAGGUUGAGAAAGACUAUGACUUGCGGGUUGCUGUCCGCGAUGCAUACUCCCACAUCAUUGCUGCAACGAUAGCACGCGCUGACGGAUAUAUCAAGGAACAUCCGGUCUCAGAAGAUUCGACGCAAUAUCGGCUCGCCUGGGCGAUUGCAGCAUACAAGCUCACGUACGAUCAGGAAUAUAGUACGUACUUGAAGAUCGAUUGGGGUAAAGUCGACGAGGCGAUAUGGGGUGGUGGAUAUGACGAAACUUUGGACGAAUUUGAAGAGGUUGAGAGCUCUGAGAGACGAUUGAGUUUUCCUUGGGUUUCUGCCGAUUCGCUGUUUAUGCUGCUCUGUUGA
Messenger RNA from Phanerochaete carnosa HHB-10118-sp, 2727 nucleotides. RefSeq lists its product as uncharacterized. The record is from RefSeq and is a predicted model, not a curated record. Gene Ontology annotation, molecular function: RNA-directed RNA polymerase activity. Gene Ontology annotation, biological process: siRNA processing. The coding region runs from base 1 to 2727 and encodes 908 amino acids. The transcript has 18 exons. Gene Ontology annotation, cellular component: nuclear RNA-directed RNA polymerase complex. Lineage: Eukaryota; Fungi; Basidiomycota; Agaricomycetes; Polyporales; Phanerochaetaceae.